Molecule: messenger RNA, 1246 nt
Organism: Labrus bergylta (ballan wrasse)
Lineage: Eukaryota; Metazoa; Chordata; Actinopteri; Labriformes; Labridae
Source: RefSeq, a predicted model, not a curated record
AUGACCAGUGCACAGCUGAGGGAUGCUGAAGUAGGCUUGCCUGCUGCUUGCUUGGCUUGUUAGCCACCUUAGCUGCGCUGGUAAUCCUGGCAGACACAGCCGUUUUCUUCUCAUCCUUUCAAGCAGAAUUAACCGAGGGAGAUACACUACACACAAUGGAGAGGACGCAGCGCAUGUGGUUGUCGUUUGUAUUCCCUGUUGUCGCCAGCUUUUGGUUGGAUGUCAAUGUUAUAGUUUAUAGCUAGAGCUGUCCGGUUAGCUCAUCGAGCCCGCGUCUGGUUAGCGCAGGGCCAAAGCCAAGGCCAAGCGAGACAAGGGAGGCCGUCGUCAGGUGGGCAGAGGAGGGAAGAAGAAAAGUGGAACAUCAGAUUUUGUUACAGACCCUUCUUUGAAGACGCCUCCACCAUCAUCUUAAGUCACUGUCACCCUCCGCUGAGACAUGUCUUCAUCAGGAUGCUGCCACCUACCCGGCUCCCUUUGUGAUUACUCGGGGAACGCUGAAUCCGAUGCCUCCAAGGAUUUGGAGGAGUCUGAUUCUAACACACAAGCCCAAUAUGUUGCCAAGGUGACGGCGAAAGACGGCCGCCCACUCUCCACCGUCGUCAAAGCGGUGAGCCUGCAGAGCGAUGUGGGCAUGUGUCGGAUUUGUCAUGAGGGAGCUGGAGGGGAGACUCUGCUCUCACCCUGUGACUGCACCGGCACGCUGGGAAAAGUGCACAAGAGCUGCUUGGAGAAGUGGCUGUCCUCCUCCAACACUAGCUACUGUGAACUCUGUCACACAGAAUUCACUAUUGAACGACGACCACAACCACUCACACAGUGGCUGAAGGACCCGGGCCCUCGCAGUGAGAAGCGCACCUUGCUCUGUGACAUGGCCUGCUUCCUGCUCAUCACCCCACUGGCCGCCAUCUCUGGCUGGCUGUGUCUGAGGGGCGCCCAGGACCACCUGCAGCUGAAGAGCAGACUGGAGGCUGUGGGCCUCAUUGCGCUCACCAUCGCCCUCUUCACCAUCUACAUCCUCUGGACACUGGUGUCAUUUCGGUAUCACUGUCAGUUGUACUCGGAGUGGAGGAGGACCAAUCAGAAAGUGCGCCUGCUCAUGCCCGACAUGAAAGGAGCGCACACCACCCAACGAUCUGUGCGACCAAGUCGACAAGAAAAUGACUGACGAGACCAUCGUAUGAUGCGGAGCAGUGCCGAGAGGAAUAUUUAAAAUAACGCCCACUGAAGCACUCUCUAAAAAAAA